Messenger RNA from Nothobranchius furzeri (turquoise killifish), 8892 nucleotides. NCBI's taxonomy places the organism in Eukaryota, Metazoa, Chordata, Actinopteri, Cyprinodontiformes, Nothobranchiidae. The record is from RefSeq and is a predicted model, not a curated record.
AUGACAGACCAGUACAAUGCCUGCAUUACAGUAGACUUUGCACCGAUCUACCCUGAGAUACUUAAAGUCCUCCACCUGGGGCAGCACCUCACCCCUGGCCUGGAGAAGGACAGUGAUGAACAGCCACAGAUGGCCGACGAAGCUGUGGAACCACAGACUGAGGAAGUCCUGGGAGAAACUCUGGACAAAGCUGUAGAUCUGGUUUACUCCAUCAAUGACAGGCCCCCCUGGUACCUCUGUAUUCUGCUUGGCUUUCAGCACUACGUCCUAGCAUUUGGUGGCAUCAUAGCAAUCCCGCUGAUUCUCGCCGAGCCUCUCUGCAUAGCAGACAACAAUGCGGCCAAAAGCCAGCUCAUCUCGACCAUAUUCUUUGUGUCAGGAUUAUGUACGCUCCUGCAGACAACUCUUGGGACCAGGUUACCAAUCCUCCAGGGGGGAACCUUCAGUUUUAUCACUCCAACUCUGGCCAUCCUUGCUUUGCCAACGUGGCAGUGCCCGACCCAUAAUGCACCUGUGUCGCCAUCCAUACAGGAGCAGAAUGGCACCAGCCCGUUGUCAGUGGAAAACUCUGAUGAGAUCUGGAUGUCACGAUUACGAGAGAUCCAAGGAGCCAUCCUGAUUUCCUCUCUGCUCCAAAUUGUCCUAGGGUUUUCUGGGUUGCUGGGCCUUGUGCUGAAAUAUAUCGGCCCUCUGGCUAUCGCUCCUACUAUCAAUCUCAUCGGCCUGUCUCUGUUUAUUGAGGCUGGGAAGAAAUGUGGAGGUCACUGGGGAAUUGCUGCUCUCACAGUGUGUCUGAUUCUCCUGUUCUCCCAAUACCUCAGCAAAGUUGACGUUCCAUUGAUUGCCUACAAAGAUAAGAAGUGGAAGGUUUUCCAAUAUCCACUCUUCAAGCUCUUCUCUGCUUUGUUCGGGAUGUGCGGUGGUUGGCUGGUCUGCUUCUUACUGACCAUAUUUGACGUCCUGCCUUCAAAAGCUGAUCAGUAUGGCUUCUCAGCUCGGACUGACAUCAGCUUAGAUGCUGUGCGAAACUCCCCGUGGUUCCAUGUGCCAUAUCCAGGCCAAUGGGGUCUUCCAACAGUGAGUUUGUCUUCAGUGCUGGGAAUGAUGGCGGGUGUCUUGGCAUCCACUAUGGAAUCCAUUGGUGACUACUAUGCUUGUGCUCGAUUGUCCGGAGCCCCUCCACCACCCACCCAUGCCAUCAACCGAGGUAUUGCCAUUGAGGGCAUUGGAUGCAUCCUUGCAGCACUAUGGGGAACUGGAAAUGGCACUACUUCCUACAGUCAGAACAUUGCUGCGCUUGGAAUCACUAAGGUUGGCAGCCGACUGGUGCUCCAAACAACCGGGUUACUGAUGAUAUUUCUUGGGAUCUUUGGGAAGUUUGGAGCAGUUUUCAUCACCAUUCCAGAUCCUGUCAUUGGAGGCAUGUUUCUUGUCAUGUUUGGCAUGAUUGCUGCUGUGGGAAUGUCAAACCUCCAGUAUGUGGAUCUGAACUCUUCUCGUAACCUCCUCAUCCUUGGUUUCUCCACCUUCAGUGGACUCGUGCUACCCACCUGGUUUCACUCAAACCCCAGCGUCGUUGACACAGGAAUCAAAGAGCUAGACCAAGUGAUUGUCGUCCUUUUCACCACACAUAUGUUCAUUGGCGGAUUCUUUGGGUUUAUCCUGGAUAAUACCAUCCCAGGUACCGACAAAGAAAGAGGCAUCAACAGCUGGAAGGACAAGGUGCAAGGGGAGAAACUAAACUCUUGUGACUUAUCAUGCUAUGAUAUUCCAUUCUGUGGCAGCGUUUUUAGAAGGUUGGCAUUUUUCCGGUACUUCCCCUUUCUUCCUUCUUAUAAAACGCCAGAAGAAGCAGCAUCCACAUGAGGAAAGCAAAACAUCAAUACAUCUACUAGCUAGUUAGCCUAACAAACUUCGGAUCGAGUGUGUCUAACGGCAAAAUAUCAAACAGAUUUUGCCAGUGAUCCAGCUCCAGAGACUUUUAUUACAUUUUAAUAAACAACUUUUUAUUAUUAAAUACAUAUUAUUAUUAAAAACAUAUUAAACUAUUCAAGUAAUCAUAAAUGACCACUUCUUGGGGUAAUAGGUUAAACAGGAACUUAAAUAUAUGAACAAUCAUCCAUAAAAAGUGGAGGAUUGAUUUAAAAAUGACUCACUUCAAGCCGAUUUCUAUUUUCUCAUUUAACAAAUUGAAACACACACACACACACACACACACACACACACACACACACACACACACACACACACACACACACACAAAGUAUAACUGAAUUAGCCACAAAUUUCCUUUUUUAGGUGGCCACACAAUAAAAGUACAUGAAACAAAAGGCAUUGAUGUAACAGCGAUAUUUUCAUCCACCCAUCCAUUUUCUUCCGCUUAUCCUGAGUUGGGUCGCGAGGACAACAGCCUAAGUCGAGAGGCCUCAGACUUCCAUCUCUCCAGAUAUUUUUUUGGGGAAUCCCAAGGUGUUCCCUGGCCAGCCGAGAGACUACACUGCAGGCCUUGAUGCUCAAUUCCAAUUUUUUGAGUAAAUCAGAUUUUGUUGUGUGGCUGUUCACACUAUGACUGAAAUGCAACAUCAAACUCUCUCCAGUGUGAAUGCUCCGCUGCACCAAAGCGACCCGUAUGCACAAAAAACAAGAGGUCACUCUCAGCGGAGCCGAAACCAGGAGCGGCGGAGUUGUGAUGCAAUCCUGAUCCUGUGGAUAAACUGUCGGUGAAAACUUUCACACCUUUUAAUUCUUCCAUUGUGAAUUAUUAUUCCCCGAAAAUGUUCCGGUAUUAAUUCAUUCACGGAGAAUCCCCCACUCAUGGACACAUGUCCAUUGUAGCCAUAGUCUUUCCACCGUGUGCUGGGUCUUACCUUAGGUCUCCUUCCAGUUGAACGUGCCCAGAAAACCUCACCAGGGAGGCAUCCUAAUCAGAUGCUCGAGCCACCUCAAGUGGCUCCUCUUGAUGUGGAGGAGCAGCGGAUCUACUCUGAGCUCCUCCCAAAUACCCGAGCUUCUCACCCUAUCACUAAGGAGAGCCUAGCCACCUUGCGGAGAAAACUCAUAUUGGCCGCUUGUCUCUGAUCUACCCAUUUGCAACUCAAUACCUCUCGGAUUUAUAUGAGCUGAUACUCAUCCCAGCUGCUUCACACUCGGCUGCAAACCGCUCCAGUGAAAGCCGGAGAUCACGUUCUGUUGAAGCCAACAGGACCACAUUAUCCACAAAAAACAGAGACCCGAUCCUUAGGCCAUGAAAAUGGAUCCCCUCAAUACCCUUGCUGCAGUUUGAAAUCCUGUCCACUAAAGUUAUGAACAGAAUCGUUGACAAAGAGCCGAUCCACAAGGUCUUGAGUAGAGGUCAGCAGCACACCGUCCCCACUAUAAACAGCGUUGGUAGUGCACUGCUUUCCCCUCCUGAGGCGCCGAAUGGUGAAUCUCCUCUAAGUCAUGUAGAAAUCUUGCUCCAUGGUCUCACUAAACUCCUCCCACACCUGGGUUUUUGCCUCUGCAACCACCCACGCUGCAUUCCGCUUGGACUGCAGUUAGCCGCCGCCUCUGGAGUCCCACAGGCCAAAAGGACCUAACAGGACUUUUUAUUCAACUUGAAAGCAUCCCUAACUGCCGGUGUCCACCAGCGGGUUUGGAGGUCAACAAUAAUGUGACCUCUGUAUAAGAUAUAUUAAAAACACAGGUUUUUGUGUAAUACAGAAAACAAUGGAUGAAACAUGGGUUCCUUAUUUUAUAAGUUAUACCAGAAGAAUGUAAAUUGUUGACUGUUGAACAAAGAUCGCUUACUGUCAGAAUUAUGGAUGAGGAGAAGGUUAAUUGGGUUACACAAAUGCUAAGGUUAGGCUCGGGUGGUUAAGGUGACAUUCAGACAAAAACAUAAAACUUUUUGAUGACAUAUUUCUACAGUGUGUUUACAUGUUUGUACAUGUAUUUAUUUGUGAACAUUGAAAUUUGAUGAUGAUGACCAAGAAUACCUCUUCCUGCACUCAGAAUAGGACCACUUUGACACUGAACAAACAAACCCACCGGUAUUCAGCUGCAUUUUCUCAGAAAGAAUUUUGAAUCGUACAAAAAUCUUAUCAAUUCAAUCCCUUGGAAUGAUAAUGAAAAUGUUGGUGUAAACAUUUCCUUAUUUUAACUGAGCUGUGUUCCGGCCCCUGCCGUUGGGAGAAAUGAAGGUCCCAUCCAGCUGGCAAACAAAUGCUGAUGUGCUUUUGUGAACGGAGGAUUUGCUGCUUGAGACGUCCCUGCAUACGCCCCUCUGCCUCUUCAGUGGCCUGGCUGUUGUGCAGCCUAAGUGCACUGAGUGGCUGCUCCUGUGGGAGCAGGAUAAAAGCCUGCCCUAAAGAGUUUCAGGGCCUCACUCCUGAGUAAGGCUGACUUUUUGGAAAAUAAUCUAAUUGCAAGUUUUUUUCUUUGUUACGAUCCAGGCUGUCUAGUAGGCCUGGGGUAACAAGGACGACACAUGAUCGGAUAUUUAAAAGUAAACAAACAAAUUUAUUUACACCAAGGAAAAAUGAACACAACUGGACUAAUCGGCGGCAACUAAAAUAGUAACAUAAAAUAAACUCUACUUAGCCAAUAUACCUACAAAUCAGGGAACCCCCUGCACAUAAAAGACGCAAAUUGGCUAAACGAGAUUAAAACAAAAGCACACAGAGGAGCCAACAGGACAGAGACCACAUGUCCAGCCUGUUGCUCCCUGAUGAUAAGGGCUGGGUGGCUUUUAUGCAGAGUCCUCAUUCAACUGCUGAUUGUCAUUGCCACCAGCUGGGACUUCAGGGUGGGGCCGGACAGGUGUGGGAGAAGCCAGGUGCUGCAAAACAGCUCCUCUCACACAAGAGGGAUAAAACAGAGGAGUAAGAAAUGAAAUAAAAACAUAAAUGGCACCAGCCAUAACAUUCUUCAAUGUUGCAAUUCACGAUUAUUUUAUCAUUGGGCUUUUCUCAUAUUUUUCAACUAACAAAAGCAAAAAUAAAUCUGUGCAACUUAUACUAAAUGUACCGUAAACAAGUGUAUGCAUUUACAUAUUUAUCUACUUAUAUCUACAAGUUUACUUGUCUACACAUACAUAAACACUCACAAGUAAAAACAAAGUUUUGUAUUUGAAGGUGCAAUGCUAUGCAGCUAGGAGCACAUCCAUUGAAGGAGCAUAGGUAUUAGCAUCAAUUGUGAAAAUCGAUUUGCUGGAAAGAAGUUUGUCCCAUUUAUUGAAGUCUUUUGUGUUUAGAGUUUUUAACGUCUUGUCCAUGCAGAGCUUCCGUAGUUCAGUUACAUUCACAGCUGAUAGCCAAAACUCAGUAGAGUUGAAGUCUCUUACAGUUUUCUAGCUUUACUAAAAUACCUGUCUGUGCUUAUUUGAUUGAUGGCAGUUUUUACUUUUUAUUAGACUCCAAAUAUAAUAAUUUGGCACGCUCCUCAUUUGUAAGAAUGUAAUCGGCGAUAUUAGCAUUAGCAUCCCUUAGGGUUUUUCCAUGUAUAUUAGCACUGUGCUAACCACUUGCUGCCAGUCAAAUCACAGCCUUUGCAAAUCUCCUUCUGUCACAUCGCAGUUUUAUUGUAUAUGCCAUUAAUCAAUCAGCUCUACUCCUGAGCUCACUGCAGAGAUCAGAGUAAGUGUAGAGAUUACUUCUGGAGUUACUGGUUGUGUGGCCAAUCAUGACAAUAAUCUAGAACUUUCUGCAUAAUGGACGUUUAUGUGUGGGACUAAUGGCUGGUGACAAGCCUUACAGAUUUACUCUCAGGUGGAGCAUCAAAUCGUCUGCUUUGAUGUCAAGCCUGAUACUUAAAACUUUAUUGUUAUUGUUUUUUGAAUGCUUUAUAAUUCCAACCAGACACAGAUACAGAUGUGAAAGAGAAAGGAAGAUGGGGGGGGGGGUCCAAAAUAAUAAACAAUCAAUGACGAACAAGAGUCUGCUUCUAGACCUGCAGAAAGAGAAAGACUAACAAUAACAAAGGACACACAACAAUACAAGAGCAAGCUAUCACUGCAUCAACCUGAUGAGGAAAUAUAAAAACAUUGUUUCACUGAACAAUCAGACGUUAAUAAAUCACAGUGCAUUUACGGCCUUAAAGGCCCCAUGUGUGAAAUCCAUUGAAAACAUGAUGAAAAAAUUUGACUCUUUAGCGCCGUGCAGUUCAGAGAGUAUUGCAGAUGCGGUGGCUCACUCAUGAGUUUGAUUGUAUAAUCAGUUUCCAACCUGUGUAGCCUAACCCACACAAAGCUUUAAACAAGCUAUGCGACCUCUUUAAAAAGCAUUUAUAAUUAUGACUGUUUUAACCUACCAGUCCUAAAGGAAUUAAGCUAGUUCUCUUAGAUCUUGAAGCUGUCAUGAUGCACACACGGAGGAGGGGUGACAUCAGCCGAGAGGUCAGGUGUUGUGAAAAAUUGUGUUCCCCUGAAAUAUUUUGUCCCCCUGUGUCGGGAGAUCGCACUUCAGGAUAUUUUCACAACAUUUGUGAUCAACUUUUACGGUAAAAUUAUGCAAUGUAAUGUAAUAAUGUUAUGCUUGUGGCUUUCAUCUAUGUUGUUCUAAAAACAAUAAAAAAGAUACAGUAAAAACAUUCUUGUUCACUCUUUUGCAGCAAGCUUAUUUAUCAUUUUUGAAAGUUAUGUAAAAAGAUGUAAUCUCACUCAGUUUAACAUCUUUUAUUUGAGGUAGUUUAGUCCUCAUAAUGGACAAUAAGUUCUGUGGAUUUGGAAACAUUUGCUCUUGACUGCCUAAGGGAAACAGAAUAUUUCAACACCCGUUUCACGUGGAUCACGGUGUGCUCAAUUUAAACAACCUGGCUGCCGCUACCAGCUUAUAUGAAUAUGGAGCUAUCACUGGCUACUCUUUAGCCACGGCUGGUAGAGGGUUGGUGGGCCGGAAACAUGCUGUGGAGGUCAAGUAAAUAAUGUUGACUUAUCCACCAGCUAAUCGUGGCUCACGGCUGGCGUAGAGGAGAUCAGCGUCAAGAGCUACUAGUUAUGGGCUCGACACACGGGAGGCGACAAACGACCGCGAUCAGCGAAAUUUGUCUCUGUCGCUUUUAUUACCUGUCACACGGGAGGCGAUCUGCAGUAGCGGCCAGCGGCAAAACCGUCUACGCGUUCUGUUCCAUGGCGAAAUCGAAACUUCCGUUGUUUUGUUUGGCUGUGUCAGGUUGGAGGGAAUUAAGGUUAUUUAAGCGGUUCAGAGUUAAUAAAGUGGUAGAUAUGAUGUUUCACAAGGUGCUGCUAGAGUUAUGUGAAAUCUUACUUCUGAUUUUACUGUAUAAAACAUAAUAAUAAUCAACUUCUCCUUCAUGUUUGCUCGGAGAUGUGCGGAGCAUCCUGUCCGCUCAUUGGUCAGUGAAUGAAACCUCUGUUGAUUGGUCCUCGCUCGAGCGACAGCGAUGAAAAGUUGAAAAUGUUUCAACUUUCUGGGAUCGCGUCGCUGGGUCGUCCGUGCACGACACGUGCACGAGUGCAAACUUUCACACGCACGUUUUUCGCGUUUCGCUCAGUAGGAGAGAGACCCGCGAUUAUCGCUUUGUCGUGCAUGUCUCAUUGAAAAUGAAUGGAGGAGAGGCGAUGUCGCCUCCCGUGUGUCGAGCGCAUUAGCCAUGGCUAGAGCGGGGAGAUGCUGUGUGUGCUGCGUGUUGUAACGUGAGGAAAUAUGGGUUAUCUGUGCCAAAGGUUUCAUUUGACUCGGCUGGGUCAAAGCUGGGUCGCUGAGAACUUUCACCCACAGAUCAAGACCUGAACGCCCGCGAGUCUGGGAGAAACCAUAACAUCUGAACACCUGCAGUGCCAGAAGAUGUGUUCUCAUGGAAAAGCUAGUCAUAACAUAACAAAGUCUUAAACUUCCUUUCCUUUAUUUUAAGUUGUUAAAUGAUCAGUAUUAUCACUUUGCUCAUUAUAAAUGUGUUUUAAUCAAAUGAAUGAUUAUUAUGCUUUGGGUAAUCAUAAUAACUAAUGAAUCAAUGCUUAAUUAAAUAAUGUUUUGAAGAUGUUUGGUAACGACCUUCACACACUCAAACACUCACUCAAACACUCACACACACACACUCUCUCACAGUAAACUCCAAAACACAUUUGCUCUGACGCACAAGUUUUGCUUUGAGAAGAGAAAGGCUUUUGGUAAGUUUUCAGUUCAUGAUUCAGUUCGGUGUUUGACAACCAAAGAGGGAGGACUUGUGAACAACGCCAACGGGCAAUGGGGCUGCGGCUCCUCCCCCACCCCCCCACCCCCCCACGCUGUUCCUGCCAAGCCAGACAGGAAUAGCUGAAUUGCAACCGCUAACGCAGACUCAUCCAGAGUCUUUGAUUUUCUGAGUAAAUUAAACUUAAGAAAGCGCAUCUGCAAACGCUUCAUCAUCACGUGUACCGGGGGCAUCUCUGGACCGGAUCGGCGGACACCUUCGUCUUCUCUGCCAGCCGAGGUGCCCUGGAUGAAACAUUGUCCUUUGACGUUCCGGAUCUGAACGAGGGUCCUUGUACGGUGAGGCAGAACACAAUAGAUAGUGUUUGAUGCAUCUUUUCCAAUGAAACCUAAGUUUAUUCAAACCAUCACUUUUCACUCAGACACCUGUUUCUUCCUGAAGCAAAAUCAGACGCACACACGCAUUCAUCUCACCUCAUUUUCAAUUCUCACACAUUCAACAUAAGGUCUAUUUGAGCAAGCUUACAAUAUCAACUGUUAAAGAUUGUUCAACAAAGUUGCCAAUGUUGAUUGUUAUUUGCUAUGCUUGUCAUUUCAAAAUCAUUAGUUUAAUUUGAAGAAUAAAAUCUUUUAACUUUCAAACUUGUCGUUCCGGUUAUGGCACGAGGCUGAACGGACGCAUGUGAGAGCUCCCGUGAACAACUAUGCAAAGUGACCUGUCUAGUACCUGUAUUCGAUUUAAAAAACCUCUCUAAUAUAUAAC